Messenger RNA from Procambarus clarkii (red swamp crayfish), 1071 nucleotides. Its product is annotated as high mobility group protein DSP1. NCBI's taxonomy places the organism in Eukaryota, Metazoa, Arthropoda, Malacostraca, Decapoda, Cambaridae. The record is from RefSeq and is a predicted model, not a curated record. Gene Ontology annotation, biological process: regulation of transcription by RNA polymerase II. Gene Ontology annotation, molecular function: DNA binding, bending.
GGUCGUAAAGCGUCACUUACUAAGACGGUGUCGCAGUGAGAGGGUCGCCGCGGCCGCGCUCUCCUCCCCCCGACACACACGCCGCAGCAGCAGCAGCGGUUUACCUCAUCUCAGGAGUGCCAGCAGAGUGCCAGGAUGCCCCGUGGUAGACCCAGAGGCACGGCCCCCGACAAGCCUCGCGGCCGCAUGACCGCCUACGCCUUCUUCGUGCAGACGUGCCGCUCCGAGCACAAGAAACUCCACCCCGACGAGAGUGUCCAGUUCGCCGAGUUCUCCCGCCAGUGCUCGGAGCGCUGGAAGACCAUGUCGGAGAAGGAGAAGAAGAAGUUCCACGACCUGGCCGACGAGGACAAGACCCGCUACAGCCUCGAGAUGAAGGACUUCGUGCCGACGGGCGGGACGGGGGGCCGACGCGGGCGUCGCGGGCGGGGCACCAAGCCGCCCAAGGACCCCAACAAGCCCAAGCGGGCGCUCUCCGCCUUCUUCUACUACGCCAACGACGAGCGGGCCAACGUGCGGGCGGCCAACCCGGACUUCUCCGUGGGCGAGGUGGCCAAGGAGCUGGGCCGCCAGUGGACGGAGCUGACGGAGACGGAGAAGCACAAGUACGAGAAGCUGGCGGAGGCUGACCGGGCCCGCUACGGCCGGGAGAUGUCCGUGUACAAGGCCGGCGGCGGCGCCGCCCCCGACCAGGCGCCCUUCAAGAAGUUCAAAGCCGCUAAUGGCCACGCCGUAGACGCCCACCACAACGACGACGACGACGACGACGACGUAGGAUCUGAGGAGGACGACGAGGACGAUGACUCGGACGACUAGUGCCAGUGACGGGUGUUUGGUGGUGAGAGCGUUAACAACUUGAGACUUGAAAUGUGAUGUACAAACUUAUUUUUAUACUGCCUGAGCCUGUGUGUACAUUGUAGUGUCUAAGGUGUUAUUUAUGACCAUAUACGGGGCAGGAACUCCUCAAGGAUUGAUUUUACGACACGCAACACGACUAUGUGUUCUCUCAACACCUCAAUUUCACGUAUUUAGUUUUUAUAUUUUCUACAAAUAAAAAGAAAAUGAAGGAAA